This is a messenger RNA of Aspergillus sclerotioniger CBS 115572, 591 nucleotides long. Its product is annotated as NAD(P)-binding protein. NCBI's taxonomy places the organism in Eukaryota, Fungi, Ascomycota, Eurotiomycetes, Eurotiales, Aspergillaceae. The record is from RefSeq and is a predicted model, not a curated record. The coding region runs from base 1 to 591 and encodes 196 amino acids. The transcript is spliced from 6 exons.
AUGCAACUGUUACAUACUACAGUUGCUAGGGAAGCCUUGUCCUGCGCCACGCAUCAGGAAUAUCAGUCCACUCAUCCCACCGUCAAAGUCACCGACGAGGAGGGUAAGAUCGGGCUCUUGGAUUAUGCAGUGAAUGAGAGAAUUGACAACGGCAUCCACACCUUCCUCGCCGACACCAAUAUCGAUAUAUUUGAUAACGUCCAGACUGUCAACGCCCGAGGCAUGUUCCUCUGCUGCCGCGCCCAAGUCGCAGCCAUCCGUACUAGCACGCGGGAUAUCAGUCAUGACGCAAUUUUGAACGUCUGUUCAGCCAAUUCUCUCGCUGGACUGGCCGGGAAAGGCCCCUAUGUCAAUCCUCCAAGCAUGCGCUUGGACCACUUUGCCGAAGGCAUUCGCUGCAACGCCGUCUGCCCCACCUGGGUACGCACCCCGCUCCUUGACAGCGAACUCGAACGCAACCCCCAUGUCCGGGCGGAGGGCGAGGAGGUCGGUGAUACAAUUGUGUAUUUGCUGAGUCCGUCGGCGAGUUAUAUUAAUGCGACAAGUCUAUUGUUGGAUGCGGCUGUUACUGCGACGUUGCGGUUGCAUUGA